UGCUCUUGAAGGGGGCGAAGUUGGGAGGGAGGGAGACGACGACGAGGGAGGAAACAGCAACAUUCUCACAGAUUUUCACCCCUGAAAGCAUCCCGAGGUCUGCGCUGACUGCACCUCAGCUCCAACCGGCCAAUUAAAGACACAAAAGAAUCAGCCAGGAUGGCGAAAGUCAGUGUGAUGGCAUUCAGCUUUCUGCUCACCACAGCUCUUUCUGCUCCCAUUAAAGUCUUAGAGGACUCAGUGACCUUGUUCCAUGGGGAGAAUUUCCACAUCAUGCUGCCUCCAGUUCCUUCAGAGGUCACAUUUCGGAACAGGUCUUCUCCGAGGUCAGCUGAUCUAGUCUUGAUGCGGGGAGACACUGUGGUCAACAAUCGGGUCAAACUCAACGCCCAACACCUCAUUAUAAACUCUGUAGAUGAGGGAUACGAGGGCGUGUACACCAUCAAGAAUCUAGACAAGCCAGAGGACAUCAGACGCAUUACGCUUGUAGUCCGAGAUUGCUCCAAUGAGCAGAUUAUUAAAUAUGGAGACAACUACCAUAUUCCGCUGUCAGGGGUGACUCCUCCCAUCACCAUGGAGUACAAGCCAAUUGCUGUGGAGGCCAACCUGACAUCUAGACCUGGUCUUGUGCUGCUGACCAGCACAGGGAUAUCCAGGGGUGGCUACGAGGGUCGAAUCAGUGUCAGCGAGCGCCACGUCACCCUCAGUGCUGUCACUGGUGCGGACGAAGGUAGCUACAAUAUCAGGGAUGGCAAAGGUGUUAUCCGAAGGAAAGUGUGUCUCAACGUCAAAGAGCAUCAACACUUUGUGACCCUGCCGUAUGGUAAAAGGCUGAAAAUCAACCUGAUACUGAACAGCUCAUUGGUCCAGCUCUACUACACACCCGAAAAGGACCCUACACCCCGUCUGCUGCUGGACAAGGGAGAAUUUACAAGUGCCCAAACUGAGCUGGGUCUUGAGGGCCGUCUCUCUUUGGAGGAUUCAUUGGUUGUCCUGGAUCAGGUCAAGGGUGCAGAUGCAGGCCAGUUCAAAAUCACUGACAUUCUGGGGUUCACUGUGUCCAGCAUCCACCUGCAAGUACAACCCUACAAGCUGGAGUCACUGUAUGUGGCGAUCAUUGCCCUGUUGGGCCUGCUGGUUUUCCUUCUGCUGGUUUGCUUGCUGUCCUGCCUGAUCAAAGUGAAGAAGAGGGCCAAGAGGGCUGCUGCCCUGGAGAAGAUUGCCCAGAAAGAUAGCAAAGAAGAUGAGGGAGAGGCCUUCAGACAGGUGGUCAAGAACAUCACCAAACUCAGUGAGGAAUCUAAGCAUUCCCAGGCUGACAAUACUGAGAAAUCUCAGAGCACUGAGGUAGACAUUAAGGGUCUGGAGGUCUCUUCUAAAGAGGUCGGGGUUGACAACCUGGAGACCAGUGACUCUGGAGUUGGCUUUAACACCGCCCUCCCGCUGGACACUGACACUGAUGCCCCUGAUCAAAUCUCAGACUCUGUAGCUGUAACCAUCUCUGUUGCCCCUGAAACCAAACCAAGUCCACCAUCUGCUGCUGAGUUCAAGCCAAGUGCUCCACCAGCUAUGGAAAUUAAGCCCAGUCCUGUAGUUGAAACUAAAGCCUUCCCAGCACCUGAGGCCAAAACAACCCCUGAUCAGCCAGUGGAAGCAAAGUUGGACGUGCCCAAACCAGCAGAUGUUAAGCUUAGCCCAGCCCCGAGCCCUGAGCCCAAGGCCAGGAGUCCAGCUGAUCUGAAGCCUGCUCCCAUCCCAAGCCCGGAGCCUAAACCAGCUGCUCCAAAAGCCACCACUCCAACACCUGAAAGUAAGAGUGCCCUGACUCCCACACCUGAGCCCCCUAUUACCAACGGUACACCUGAGCCAGGCCCGGAUUCCAAACCAAGCCCAGAUCAUGCUGAUAUUAUUGGAGGCUCAGCUCCAAAAGCGGCUCCCCCUAAAACCCCUGAAGUGGAGCUGAAAUCCAGUGGUGCCGCACUGGAGGCCACCAAAGACGGCACUAUGGCUGAGGAUUCAACCACCACCACCUGAGAACUUCCCCUGCAAAAAUCCAAGAGAAGCCCCACAGAUUUUCUCUAUCUACCACCACUGUAGACUAUCAGACACCCCCUAUCAAAUAAUGAAGAAACCACUGAAACUGGGGCAAGGACCUUGGUUUAACAAGUCUAAUGCCUGAACACAGUUUUAACUUGAUAAUAAUAUUUCACUUGUCUAUAACUAACACGUAAUCUUUGAGACUUUCUGAUUCAGAAAAACUUCACACAACAAAUGCGGUUGUUGAUUGUUAAACAUUUAAGUCCACUACAAUUAAAAUGUUAAGUCAACAUAAGGUCUUUUCUAACACAGUGAGUUAGCCAAAAAGGUUUACAACAUUUCAUUUAAACUAGACCAUACUAGAAAUUCCCAUUUAGAUGUUUGUUCCUGUAUCAGCAUGUGGAUAAAACCAACUGCAUGACAUUUUCUGCCAAUUUCAUCUCAAACCUAAAUUAAAAUGCCUGAUGUCAUUCUUCUGAUUUGACAUCAUCAAAAUGGAAAUGAAAGACCUUUUGCUCACACAAACAACACUCAGUUGUUGGCAUUUUGUACAUAGCUGAAUUGUGGAUGUUAUCAGUUGUGCCAGUCCUCUGCCUUCAAACAUCUGCAAUACAUUUUCACAUAUAGAAAAAAGCACAACUUUAGCCACACAAGAAACCAUACUAAUAAUACUAACCUCACUAUUUAUAGUCUCUGAGACUGAGAUUCAGACUCCCAGUGGAUAUCUCAGAUGAUUAAAAUGUGUUUUGCAGACUGAUCCCUCAAGUCUGGAUCAACCACUUUACUGUCUUUGAUCUGGAUUUCCCUGUGGCUCUGUAAAAAGCCCAUUAUUCCUGCAGUUUAAUUUGAAGCUCAUGCCAGCAGCAACUCCAGACACUUGGGACCGCUAUGUUCCCACUGUACAUUGAGCUCUACAAAGGUGAAAUACUGAAUGAAAACAUCUUGUAAGUUCAAAUAGUGAGAACAUGCUUGUUUGCUUUUUCUUUUCUUAUCCUUCCCACCUUAUUUUGUCUGUCAUUCUUUCCUUGAUCCUUCCCCCUCAUUCCUUCCUCUUUUCUCUGCUUUCCUUCAUCAUUUUUAUCUUCUUAAAAUGAAGAUAUCUUCUCUCUCUCUCGCCUGUCAUUCACCGGUCUUGUGUGAGUUUUGCAUGCUUGCUCUGCUGCCGACAACUUCAUGCAAGUCACUGUUCCUCGUGGGUCAAUUUCAAGUAGCCGGCUAUUUAAAAACGAUCAAAUAUUCUUUGUGUGGUUCAUCAACAGUG
Messenger RNA from Micropterus dolomieu (smallmouth bass), 3298 nucleotides. RefSeq lists its product as uncharacterized. The transcript is spliced from 11 exons. The record is from RefSeq and is a predicted model, not a curated record. NCBI's taxonomy places the organism in Eukaryota, Metazoa, Chordata, Actinopteri, Centrarchiformes, Centrarchidae. The coding region runs from base 160 to 2034 and encodes 624 amino acids.